Bipolaris maydis ATCC 48331 is the source of this 990-nucleotide messenger RNA. Its product is annotated as Alpha/Beta hydrolase protein. NCBI's taxonomy places the organism in Eukaryota, Fungi, Ascomycota, Dothideomycetes, Pleosporales, Pleosporaceae. Gene Ontology annotation, molecular function: hydrolase activity. The record is from RefSeq and is a predicted model, not a curated record.
AUGGAAGCCUUUGAGAAGAAAACGCUUAAAACCACUCGGGGAUAUGUCUACACGUACUACACUAUUAACGGCGACGACUCGUAUCCCACGCUCUUCUUUCAGCAUGGCUGGCCAGACAAUGCUGGAAUGUGGAAAGACGUCGCCGCUCCCCUUUCUGUUACCAAACAUCCCAUAAUCGUCCCUGACCUUCUGGGAUACGAUGGUACCGACAAGCCUACCGAUCCUGCUGAAUACAGAUGGGACAAGAUGUUACCGGAUCUUAUCGAGAUUGCCGACAAGGAGAACAGGGCGAAGCUGAUAUCAAUCGGCCACGACUUUGGCUCGGUCUGCGCCUCUCAUUUGUACUGUUACUACCCUGAUCGCGUCGUUGGUCUUAUCAACAUCAACGUUCCCUACGCUCCACCCACUCGACGGCCAUUCGAUCUGGAGGGCUUCAAUGAAACGGCUAAAAGGCUCUAUGGCUUUCCCUUGUUUGCGUACUGGUAUCUAUUUACAGCAGAGGAUGGACCGAAGGUCUUACAACAAAAUUUGAGUCGAUUGUAUGAUGCCCUACACGGACAAGGCGACACCUUGAAGGAAUUGUUUUGUGUCCCUGACGCCCUCCGCAAUUACCUUCUUCACGAAGAACGUAACAUUCCCAAUCGACCCUACGCACAAAACCUUGAAGCCAGAAAUGCCUUUAUUGAACGUUUUGAACGUGAUGGCUUUGAGGGGCCACAAUGCUGGUACCGAGCUAGGUAUCUCGGUUACCAAUACGAAGUCGAUAAGGAUCUUCCUGAAGACAGGGACAUUGUCAAUGUUCCAGCAUUAUUCGUGGGAGGCAAAGAUGAUUUUGUCUGCCGACCUGAGGCCCUACAGCCGCAGAUUGAGGCGGGACUACUCCCAAAACUGGAACAGAAACCUUUACUGGAUGCUGGUCAUUGGACUACACUUGAGGUCCCAAGAGAGUUGGUUGCUCAUAUCAAGCAAUGGUUGGAAAUGAAUUUUUAA